AAAAUAAUCAUGGCGAAUUUCUCAAUAAUUUAAAAGGAUUUGAGGACUGAAUGAAUCCAAAAUGGCAGCGACUAAGAAUUAUAAACUGGAUCUCGAUCCACCGAAAAGAAAUGUUUUCGUGACUCAAUUACAUGCCAGAGAAGAUGAAGAUGAUAUUGUACAAAUUCCAGUUGUUAAAGAAAAGGGACAUCGUCUUCUUGAAUCUAGUUCCAACACACAUCAACGAACUCUCCUGUUAAAACAGGAGGUGGAGAUAGAUAAGGUUGAUGCUGAACUUGAAGCCAAACGACGAGAAUUCAAAGAGCGUAUGGAAGCAUGCGAAAAGCGUAGGAUUGAAGUUCAGAAAAAACAGCAACGGAUGAAAGACAGAGUGGCAAAGUUUGAAAAAUUUAUCGAAGAAAAUGAAAUAAAACAACGACGAGCGAUACAGAAAUAUCAACAGGAAGUGAGGUUACGAGAUCGAAAGAAAUCAGAAUUAGAAGAGUUACAGGAACAAUUAGAAAAGGUUAAACAAAGACACAGAUAUUUACAGAAAUUGUUAACUCAAUAUAAAAAAUAUGAAACCUAUUUAUUGGCUGUGGUGGAAGCUAUGCCUGAAGACUACAUCACAUCAUCAGAAGAUAAAGUAAAAGGGUUAAUGAUGAGACAUCGAACAUUAUAUGAAGCUAAUAAAGAUAUCGUUGAUAAAUUAGGCCACAUGGAGGACGAGUAUGAACUGAAGAAAACCAAGUUAGAAAAUAUCCGACAGGAUCAUAAUAAACGAAAAGUUUCAUUUAACAGUGAGCUUGCUCAUCUCAAAACAUCAGAAGAAAAUAAAACCACUUUAAAUCAACGGAAAGAACAAGAAUUUCUUUUAUCAAAAGGAGCUUUAAGAAAGAAGAGAACCAAUCUAGGAGUGAUUUAUAUGUCGAUAGAUAAUAUUUACGAGAAAUGCAGGAAAAUCUUAGACCUGCCAGCUGAUAAAGUUGAUAUAGACGAAAAAUUAAAACGAAUUGAGUCUUAUCUAGUAGAAAGAUCACAGGUUGCUGAGAUUGUCCAGUCUAAUACGGGUAGCACAGAAUCAUCCGAUUCACAUCCAGUUGUUCGAGAUAAACAAACUAAAACCGUGAGGAUAAAAGGGCCAUAACUCAAUGUCGGUUGUCUUAAGAACCAAAGUAACAUAAACUGUUUCUUCAACAGGGAUUUGAGGUAUUAAUUUUGAAAAGGUUUAGUAACUUAAGAACAUAGAGAAGUUUUACGUCCGAUUAUUGUUUUCUAACCUAAUAAUUCAUGCAUCAGAUACCUGUAGUUUCAACAACUAAUGAAAACUAGAAAGGAGUUUUAACAUGUAUUCUUUACAAUGAAAUCCAAUAGUCUAAGGUCUGAAGCUCAUAUCCAAUAAACUGAGAUGAAAUUUAGUUUUAGGAGAUAUUGCAAUCUGAUAGAUCAAUCAUUUAAAUCAAUUUUAGUGAGUGAAUCAUUUUGGUGAUUGACCAAUAAGGUGAUCAUGUU
This is a messenger RNA of Lottia gigantea (owl limpet), 1491 nucleotides long. RefSeq lists its product as hypothetical. Lineage: Eukaryota; Metazoa; Mollusca; Gastropoda; Lottiidae. The record is from RefSeq and is a predicted model, not a curated record. The transcript has 8 exons. Bases 62 to 1126 code for a protein of 354 amino acids.